CCCCAAUUCCACCACUCAAUCUCCCCAAAUUCACCAUAAUCAACCAGUAGCAUCUACCACAAAUUUCCAUAAAAAACUGAAAACGUUUCAGAACAAACUAACCAAACAAUGGUUGCACCGAAACAACAUUACACCACAACCAGUCUUGUAAUCGGGUACGCUCUAUGUUCAAGCUUAUUAUCCAUCAUCAACAAGUUCGCAAUCACCAACUUCAACUACCCAGGUCUCUUAACCACUCUACAAUACUUAACUUCAGCUUUAGGCGUUAGGGUUUUAUCAAAACUAGGGUUUUUAACCCACGACCCAUUCGUAUUCGAAACCGCCAACAAGUUCUUACCAGCAGCUUUCAUCUUCUAUCUCGCAAUCUUUACGAACACAAAUCUGUUACGCCAUGCAAACAUUGACACCUUUAUAGUUUUCAGAUCAUUAACACCUAUUCUUGUAGCAGUUGCUGACACAAGCUUUAGAAAGCAACCAGUUCCAUCAAAGUUUACAUGUUUUUCACUUGUGAUCAUCUUGGGUGGUGCUGUUGGUUAUGUUGUUAAUGAUUCGGGGUUUAGUUUGACGGUGUAUUCGUGGGCUUUUGCGUAUUUGAUUACGAUCACGACGGAGAUGGUGUAUGUUAAACAUAUGGUUAUGAAUCUUGGGUUGGGUACUUGGGGGUUUGUUUAUUAUAAUAACUUGUUGUCGUUGAUGAUGGCUCCGGUUUUUUGGGUUGUUACGGGUGAGUAUUUGGAUGCGUUGGCUGCUGUUGGGGAGAAUGUUGGGGGUGUGUUUGAUAGUGUGGCGGUUAUGGCGGUUUUGUUGUCGUGUGUGUUUGGGCUUUUGAUUAGUUUCUUUGGGUUUGCUUGUCGGAAAGCUGUGUCCGCGACUGCGUUUACUGUAACGGGUGUUGUGAAUAAGUUUUUGACUGUGGGGAUAAAUGUUUUGAUUUGGGAUAAGCAUGCUAGUCCUUUUGGGUUGUUUUGUUUGCUUGUGACGAUCGCUGGAGGUGUUUUGUAUCAGCAGUCGGUUAGUGGAGGUAGCGGUGCAUCUUUGCAGCGUGAUCCGGUGGCAUCUAAGUUGGUGGAGAACAAAGAUGAUGGUGAUGAUUACUCAGAAAAAGAUCAAGAAUAAUGUUUUUGAUUCUCAUAUGAAGAGGUUUGGUUAACCAAAGAUUUUGAAUUGGUUAAUUUUAUACUUUUACGUGCUAAU
Helianthus annuus (common sunflower) is the source of this 1194-nucleotide messenger RNA. RefSeq names its product GDP-fucose transporter 1. The record is from RefSeq and is a predicted model, not a curated record. Gene Ontology annotation, cellular component: Golgi apparatus. Gene Ontology annotation, molecular function: antiporter activity; GDP-fucose transmembrane transporter activity. NCBI's taxonomy places the organism in Eukaryota, Viridiplantae, Streptophyta, Magnoliopsida, Asterales, Asteraceae. The coding region runs from base 109 to 1116 and encodes 335 amino acids. The transcript has a single exon.